UUAAAAUAUUUCUUAUUGGUGAAUCACAACAUGUCAGACACAUUUGGUUGCCAGGAGACAACGAUAUUGGGGGAGAAGACUAUGACGUUCGACCGAGAAAGUUGCGGAGAUUCGAGAGAGCGUUUAACCAACCUGAUGCCUGUAUUCAAGAAACAAAGAGAGUUUUAUGAUACUAGUAAAAUCUUUAUAGGUUUAAGUCAUUUGCCUCUAAUGUUUAUGCCAUCUGCAUUUACUGAAAAAGUAAUCGCAAAAAUGUUACCGCAAGUGAUAUUUGCAGGUCACGAGCAUAAAUCAAUGAUUGUGAGCACUGAUGCUUUAUUGCGUGAAGACUAUCAUAUUAUACCAAUAAAUCCGGACAAUAACAAAGUAUUUGAAUACACACUUGGUGUAACUGACAUGUAUGAAAUACUUAUUCCAACUUGCUCAUAUAGAAUGGGAACAAAGAAAAUUGGAUAUGGAUAUGCCAUAUUAGAGAAAAAUAAUUUACGCUUUACCGUGCUAUGGUCGCCUUCUCGUUUUGAUCAAUUAACCAGUUAUUUUGUAGUGUUUGUCUGUUUUAUAAUGUCUAUGCCAUUGUAUUUGUGUUUUUGCCGUAAAAAAUGCUAAAUAUGUUUUUAAUGUUGAUAUUUUAACUAAAAUAUUUUGAAAUUAAUUUUAAACAUUAAUAGGCAAUAAUUAGAUUUGUUUAUAAAGUAAGUCGGAAAAGUGAAAGUGGACUAAAUGUAUUAUUUUAGAGCACCUGACAACUAAAAGUACUGUAACAGAAACAUUCUGUACGUAAUCACUAAUUAGAUUUACAUUAAUUUAGAUUUUUAGUUAAUAGUAUUUCUAGACUUACAAAGAAAAAUAUUUAUGACUUGCCUUAUUCCGUCCAAACUAUAUGAUGUAAUAAUUAUUUUAAAUAUUAGUAAAAUGACAGAUCUAGUUAAUAAACUAACUAUGUAAAAAUGUUUUAUGAUACGAAAAUUGCCUUCAUAAUUGUUUUCAACAAAAUGAUCUCCUUUUUUAUUUGUAUGAUAGAAAUUAGUCCAUAAUGAUAUAUAUAAUUAUCAUAGUACAAAUUGUGAUAUUAUAACUCAGAGUGAAUGUGCCAAGGUUAAUAUUUUUGUUUUAUAUAUUUUAUUGUAGAUUUAUUUUUUCCAAUAAAAGUCCAAUUUUAACUUAA
Aethina tumida (small hive beetle) is the source of this 1165-nucleotide messenger RNA. RefSeq lists its product as uncharacterized. Lineage: Eukaryota; Metazoa; Arthropoda; Insecta; Coleoptera; Nitidulidae. The transcript has 5 exons. Bases 31 to 606 code for a protein of 191 amino acids. The record is from RefSeq and is a predicted model, not a curated record.